Messenger RNA from Hirsutella rhossiliensis, 4917 nucleotides. RefSeq names its product DNA gyrase/topoisomerase IV, subunit A domain-containing protein. Gene Ontology annotation, biological process: resolution of meiotic recombination intermediates; DNA topological change; sister chromatid segregation. The record is from RefSeq and is a predicted model, not a curated record. The transcript has 5 exons. Gene Ontology annotation, molecular function: ATP binding; DNA binding; DNA topoisomerase type II (double strand cut, ATP-hydrolyzing) activity. Bases 1 to 4917 code for a protein of 1638 amino acids. NCBI's taxonomy places the organism in Eukaryota, Fungi, Ascomycota, Sordariomycetes, Hypocreales, Ophiocordycipitaceae. Gene Ontology annotation, cellular component: nucleus.
AUGGACUCCGAUCCCAUGGACGAAUCCGUAUUUAGCCUGGGCGAGGAGUCCGACGGUUUUGUCCCAGAAAAGGCAAGUCAUCUGCGUGCUCAAUUCACCACGCCAGAUCCGAGUAAGGUUAAGCCCGCUGCCGCCAAGAAGAUGGUGCAGCCAACCUUGAAGGCCAAACCUGCGGCCAAAAAGCGCCAGAAACCCGACAGCGACGACGACUCCUCCGUGGCUGAGGCUUCUGGCUUUUCCAACACGCCCCCGAGUUCCAAGAAGCAGAAGAAGGCCCCGCCAGCCAAAAAGGCCACCGGAAAGCCGUUGGCGGAACUCGAGAAUGAUAGCAUGGUCAUGGAUGCUCCCUCGAAGCCCAAGACGAACAAGACUGCCACCGAGACGUAUCAAAAGCUCACCCAGCUCGAACACAUCAUCAAGCGCCCGGACACCUACAUCGGGUCCGUCGAAAAGACUGAUCAGCAAAUGUGGAUCUUCAACAAGACGACGUCCCAGAUGGAAUAUCGUAACAUCACCUAUGUGCCUGGCUUCUACAAGAUUUUCGACGAAAUCCUGGUCAACGCCGCAGACAACAAGCAGCGUGACAAGUCGAUGACGGCCAUCAAGGUCAACAUCAACCGAGAGUCGGGAGAGAUAAGCGUGGAAAAUAACGGCAAGGGUAUCCCAAUCGUCAUUCACGAAAAGGAAAAGAUUUACAUCCCCGAACUCAUCUUCGGCCAUCUCUUGGCCGGUUCCAACUUUGACGACAACGAGCAAAAGACCGUCGGUGGCCGUAACGGAUACGGCGCCAAGCUGUGCAACGUCUUCAGUACCGAAUUCACCCUCGAGUGCCAGGACAGCGAGCACGGCAAAAAAUACAAGCAGACGUGGACGCAGAACAUGCAGAAGAUGCACAAGGCCAAGAUCACUUCGGGCAAAUCUGCAGACUUUGUCCGCGUCACCUUCAAGCCCGAUUAUGACCGCUUCGGAAUGCCCGAGGGCAUCAGCGACGACCUAGAGGCACUUCUGUACCGAAGGGUGUACGACAUGGCCGGCACGAUCCGCGGCGUUAAGGUUCAUCUCAACGGGGAGCAGAUCAAGCUCAAGGACUUCAAGGCAUACUGCGAUCUGUAUGCUAAAUCGAUUGCCUCUGAGAGGAGCAUGGAGGAGGGUGGUGCACCCACGUGCACCGUCGAGAUUGACAAGGACAAGACCCAUCCUCGCUGGGAGGUUGGCUUUACUGUCUCCGACGGCACGUUUCAGCAAGUGUCGUUUGUCAACUCCAUCGCAACGACCUCGGGCGGCACGCAUGUCAACUACAUCGCCGACCAGAUCACGGGUUCACUGCUCAAGGCUCUCAACAAGAAGCAAAAGGGGCACAGUUUGAAACAGACUCAUCUCCGCAACCACAUCUUUAUCUUCGUCAACUGCCUGGUCAACAAUCCCGCCUUUACUUCGCAGACAAAAGAGCAACUCACGACCAAGGCGACCCAGUUUGGUAGCAGAUGCACGCUUGGUGAGGACUUCCUCAAAAAGAUCGCCAGGUCGGAGGCACUGGAGAACAUCAUGGAGUUUGCCCAGAAAAAGGCCGACAAGAUGAUGUCCAAAAGCGACGGUAGCAAGCGCUCGAGGGUCAGCAACGCCAAGCUUGUCGAAGCCAAUCUUGCGGGUACGAGGCGUGGCCACGAGUGCACGCUCAUCUUGACGGAAGGUGAUUCCGCCAAGGGCCUGGCUGUUUCUGGGCGAGCCAUUCUCGACCCCGACCGUAUCGGCGUGUUCCCACUUCGUGGAAAGCUGCUCAACGUCCGAGACGCGUCGAUUGAUCAGAUCACCAAGAACCAGGAGAUCCAAAACAUCAAGCAGUUCCUGGGGCUGAAGCACAAGCAGGUGUACACAGACACCAAGAGCCUUCGCUACGGUCACCUCAUGGUCAUGGCCGAUCAAGACCACGACGGUAGCCACAUCAAGGGCCUCCUCAUCAACUUCCUCCAGGUUCAGUUUCCCUCGCUGCUCCAGAUCCCCGAGUUCUUCCGUGAGUUCAUCACGCCCAUCGUGAAGGUCUGGCAGGGCCCCAACCCAAAGAAGCCCACCAAGUUGAAGUCGUUCUUCACACAGCCUCAAUACGAAGAAUGGAAGGAAGCUCACAAGGCUGAGAUCUCCCGAUGGCAAAGCAAGUACUUCAAGGGUCUGGGGACCAGCUCCAACGAAGACGCCCAGGUGUACUUUACAAAUCUCGAUGAGCACUUGAAGGAGUUUCAGGUAAUGAAGCCGGAUGAGGCCGACCUUUUCGAGCUGGCCUUUUCCAAGAAAAAGGCCGAUGCCAGAAAGGAGUGGCUGGGGAACUUUGUGCCAGGCACCUUCCUCGACCAUUCCACCAAAGCAAUCACGUAUAGCGACUUUGUCAACAAGGAACUCAUCUUGUUCAGCAUGGCUGACAAUAUGCGAUCAAUUCCCUCCGUCGUCGAUGGAUUGAAGCCCGGUCAGCGUAAGGUUAUGUACGCUUGUUUCAAGCGAAACUUGGUCAAGGACAAGAAGGUUGUGGAGCUGGCGGGCUACGUUUCGGAACAGACUGCGUACCACCACGGCGAGGCUUCGCUGCAGCAGACCAUCAUCGGUCUGGCACAGAACUUUGUCGGGUCCAACAACAUCAACUGCCUUGAACCAAGCGGCAAUUUCGGUUCACGUCUUGCCGGAGGUUCCGAUGCUGCCAGCCCCCGUUACACGUUCACGCGCCUCUCGCCGUUUGCGAGGAAAAUCUUCUCCGCGCUGGACGAGCCAAGCCUGAAGUACCAGUACGAAGACGGAGAACGCCUCGAGCCUGAUGUGUACGCUCCCGUCAUCCCCAUGGUGCUUGUCAAUGGCGCCGAUGGUAUCGGUACGGGAUGGAGCACGUCCAUUCCAAACUACCACCCGGUCGACAUCGUCAAGAACUUGAGACGCCGCAUGGGCCGUCUCGAUGACAACGAUUCCGAAGAAAAGCCAUUCGAGCCCAUGAUGCCCUGGUUCCGGGGUUGGAAAGGCAACCCAGAGGCCGCCGGCCCGGACCGCUUCAAGUUCAACGGUCUCGCUCAGCAGAAUGAGCAGAACCCCAACGAGGUCUUGAUCACUGAACUGCCGAUUCGCAUGUGGACCGAUGACUUCAAAGCAAGACUCGAGAAGAUCAUCAGUGGCGUCGACGGCGCGAGCUGGAUCAAGGACUACAAGGAGUUUAACGACCACAAAACUGUGCACUUUGAGAUCAUGGUGGAUGAAAAGUACAUGGGCAAGGUGCUGGAGGAGGGACUGCUUGAGCGUUUCAAGCUCACCAAGCAGGUAGCAACCUCCAACCUGGUGGCCUUUGAUACUCGCGGCCAGAUUCGCAAGUACGAAAAGGUGGAAGAAAUCAUGGAAGAAUACUACCAUUAUCGGUUUGCCAUGUACACGGAACGAAAGAAACAUUGGCUCAGUGUUUAUCACACCGACUACCGAAGGCUCAAGAACCAAGCGCGCUUCAUCCAAGAAAUCAUUGACGGAGUCUUGGUAGUGAGCAAGAAGAGAAAGGAUGUCCUGGUUCAAGAGCUUCGGGACCGCAAGUACGAGGCGUUCCCUCGCGGGCAAGUCGCCAAGAAGAAGAACGCGGAAGACGACAUGGACGGCUCGGACAAUGAGGACAAGGAUGACGUUGGUGAGGGCGGCGCUCGUGACUACGACUACCUACUCGGGAUGCCCAUCUGGUCCCUGACUGCCGAACGCCUCGAAAAGCUCAAGGCCGCCAUUGCCAACAAGAAGGCCGAGAAUGACGAGCUGUCGGCCAAGAGCGAAAAGGACCUGUGGUGCGCUGAUCUGGAUGGGUUCUCGGUUGAAUGGGACAACCAACUUGCCCUCGACGCGGAAAUUCAGACGAGCAUCCGCCGGAUGGGGCGACGCGUGUCCAAGAAGAUCGGCGCCGGCCGCGCGCGCAAGCCCAAAGGAGAUGACGACUACGCGCCGGAAAAGAAGGGCAAGGGCAAGACAAAAGCCCCGGCCAAGGCGGAGACAAAGAGCUCGCAGAGAUUUGCUGAAAUGUUCAGUGCCAAGCCGAAGGUGAAGAAGGAAGCGACGCAGGAAGCCGUGGAGUUGUCUGACAACUUCUCGGACGACGACUUUGCGGCCCUCGGCAGAGGCAAGCCCACAGGCGCCAAGAAGUCUCAGCCUCGAUCAGCCUCGCAGUCUCAAUCACAGCCUCCAUCGCAAUCGGAGGAGCCAGAGGUCGGGCGCACCAAGCGGGCGGCCGCGUCAAAGGCCAAGACACUAUUUGAGGUAUCCUCGGACAUGGACGACGACGAGAUGCUAGGAGACAUCGGAGCCAUGGUCAAGGGCAUAUCCAAGCCGACAGGAGAGCCUGACGGGAGGCUCAGUCUCUAUGCCAUGAACCGGCCCGAAUCUAGCCAUGGCAACGGUGGCGCCGCAGCGUUGCCGAAGCUGAAGACGAAGGCAUCCAGGUCGUUUGACGUGGACAGCCCUGACGACACCAACUAUGAACUGCUGGCCAAGUCGUCGCCACACAAGACGGCAACAAAGGAGGACGUGGCCGACAGCUUCCUGUCCGACGAUGACCCCAUUGCGCCGUCCAAGGCACCGGCGGCAAAGCCAUCGUCAUCCAGAGCCGCGGCGUCCAAGGCAGACACAGGCCUGGUUCCAGUCAAGAAAGCUCGAGCCGGGCGUCCGGCCGGACCAAAGACCAAGGCAUAUGCGGUCAAGAGGGGGGUGAAGAAGAGCGUCUUGGACUUGGAAGACGACUCGGACGAUGACAUGGCGGAUGCGCCGUCUCCCGAGCCGAAGCCUGCAGCACGAGGCAGGCCAGGAAGGGCGGCGGCUUCGAGGCGGCGGGUGGUGAUCGACGACGACUCGUCUCUCAUGCUGGAAGAAGCCGACGACGACAGCGACGACCCAUUCGAGGUUGACGACGACGAUGACUAG